CUUCACCCAGAGGAAUCUGCAAAGCUGCACAGAGGGCAGCAGGAAAGUAUGUGUGAAGUCAGCAUGCACUACCAUGGCAGCACUCUGUCCUUGGCCCACGAGCAGCUGGACCCACGGCAGGAAAUUGUCAUUGAGCAGCAACACUGCGGAGGGAACACCCUGACGGUCUUCAAAGACAAACUGGAACCUAACUCUGAUUUCUCAUUCCUGUCUUACCGACAUCGAGGGUAUCCCUUUAGUCUCACAAUUUACGUUGACGGCACCAUGAACUGCCGCGUCAGCACCUGCUGUGAGUUCCGGCACAAGCAAGGAGGCCGCAUCGGAGGGAAAACUGGCCACUUCAGCAUCAAGAGUAUCUCCGGAACUGCACCUUGUUAUAGAUGUCAGGUAGAGAAAGGCAUUCAAGUCAGAAGUCAGGCUGUCCGGCCCAAACUCAAGCGACCCCCACAAAACUUGGAGGAGGUGAGAGGUCAUCCUGCAGAAAAACCAAAGUCAUCGAAAUCAGAGACAAAUAAAAAUCAUAAACAAG
Candidula unifasciata is the source of this 529-nucleotide messenger RNA. The record is from the annotation of a GenBank genome assembly. NCBI's taxonomy places the organism in Eukaryota, Metazoa, Mollusca, Gastropoda, Stylommatophora, Geomitridae.